This is a messenger RNA of Paramecium pentaurelia, 4668 nucleotides long. The record is from the annotation of a GenBank genome assembly. Lineage: Eukaryota; Ciliophora; Oligohymenophorea; Peniculida; Parameciidae.
AUGCUAUUCUUAUUGUUACUACCAUUACUUUCUUAUAGCUUGAAUACAAAAGUCAAAUGCAUCAUAGAUCCUUUGACUAAUGCUUGCGAUCAUUUAACUAUUUAUUUCAAUCCUACAUAUCCAAUAAGAAUCAAUUCACUAAUCUAAUUAACAUUGCCUUUCAUCAUUUAAGGUUAAGAAUAACUUCUUCUUACAUCUUUUGACGGUAUAAAUUAAUAAUAAUUAAGAGUCAACUGUUGCCUUAUUAACUUUAACAGGAAGUACACAUUUUACAGUGACUUAAAUAUUACCUGAAAAUUAAUGGUAUAAAUGUAAUUUAACAUUGACAACAGUCUUAUCUAAGAAAUAGAAAGGAAUCGGAUAAUUCUAAAUGAAUAUUGUAGUAUCAUAAAACUCAAACACUUUAAUUUUAGAAAAAGGUCCUUAAAUUCCUCUUACAUAUUCAGUCAUCAACUAAAUUUAUACUCCACCAUCUAUAAUUCCAAUACCAACAGUAUUUCCAUCCCCUUCAGGUACUUUGUGUGUAACUUCUGAUUGGGGAUUUGUUUUAAAUAAGAAUAUUGUCAGAUAGCAAUAAUCCAUGACUUUCACUCUCAGUUAUGAUGCGACCAAUGAUAGACUUGAUGUGAUCCUAACUAUGGUUGACUUAAAUAAUGGAUUCAUAUUUCAUAGAGAAUGUUAUUUUUCAGGACCUUAAGUAGAAAAAUUUACUACUGAAUGUACAUUGAAAUAAACAGGAUCGAAACUUAUAUUUCAAUUAAGGAGUCAAAAUUCAGUACUUUUAACAUAAUAAACUGAAUAUCUACUUGAAUUUUUUAUAUCUCAUUAAGGAGAUACAAUUGCAGCUAGCAAAUUUACUGUAGAAAUUUUUCAUGAUACUCAGUUGAUUGAUUAAUGCUCAUCAUCUAAAACAUUUUUAAUUGAUGAAACUGAUCUACCUGUUUCUUUAAAUUAAAUAACCGAAGUGGAAUUAUAUUUAGAUACACCUAGUAUUGGUGUACCAACAUUUAUGGGUGUGGCAUUUAGACCCAAAAAUAUAUAAAUAGAUACACUUAUUAAAAUUGAAUUAGGAUUCUUAAGUUAUGAUUAAUUAAAUUGUUAAGUAUUUUAACUUGAAAUAGAUACAUUUAUGCCUUCAUUGUCAUUUUCACAUUAUUCCUAUGAUUCUUAAAAUCUGUAUUUUUAUUCAAACAAAAAUAAACCUGAUCAAAUUUAAUAUAAAUAUAGUGUUAAUUGUACUGGAAUUACAAUAUUAUAGACUACUAAUAAAAUAUUUAGAGUUGUAUAUGAGGAUCUAUAUCAUACAAUAAUUUAAUAUUUUUAAACCAGAUAACCUUCAAGAUUACCGACUGAUUCUUAAAGUUAAUCAGCAUCCUUAAAAAUUGUGAAAAAUAUAGAUUUGAUAUCCAAGAAAUUUAAUAAUCCUUUAGUAAGUAGUAUAAUAACGAUUAAAAUUAUUCCUAUUUAUGGAAUUUAUAGAAUACUAAUAGAAUUUCCAUCUUCUUACACCACAAAUAUUAUUAAAUGUGUAAUAAAUGAAACAUCUUCUGUAUUUUGCAAUUAAGAUUCUCUUAAUCCAAAUAGAUUGAUAGUUUAUUUAACAAAGUAUCAUGAUAGUGAAUUAAUUAAAGAUCCAUUUAAUGUUACUAUUUAUGGAAUGAUUAACCCAUAUGAAUUAAAAUACAAUAGCCGAAUAUGUGUAAUGUUAGAUGAUGAUAAUAUAUUAACACCAUUAUUAUUUGGAAAUGAAAAUUAUUUAAAUGGUAUUACAUAAUAUGAAUAUCUUGAUGAUUAUAUAAAUACCAAUAUUUACAAAUAAUUACCAACUAGUGAUUUUAAAUUCUCCUAAUCUUUAGCUAGAGUUUAUGAUUUAUAUUUAAUAGGUAAUAUUACUUUUUCAAUGGGAAGUAUUAAUGAAAUAAAUAAAUUAUAUUUGCGUAUAUCAGAUUAAUAUACAAUAUAUGAUUUGAAUUGUUAACUAAUAAAAGUUGGGGAUUAGCAAUUAAAUAAUUAUAUUAGUUCAUGCAAUUAAAAUUACAAUUACAUAGAGAUGAAUUUAAUUACAGAUACAGGUAAUAUAAGAUUUAGUCAAUAAUAUUAUUUAAAUAUAUCAAAUUUCAGAACCUAAGAUUUAAUUUCAAUAGAAUAAUAUGCUGCUUUGUAGCCUAUGAUACAACUCUUUUUAGCUUAAGACGACAAUAUAAUAUCUUUAGAAAACUAAGUCAAUGGAUCAUUUGUAAUGAAAACUUAAAAAAUUCCAUUCUAUUGGUACAAUCGAAAUGCAGAUGGAGAAUUUAGUAGAUUAGAGGUGCAACCAGGAUUUGAGGAUACAAAAACAUACAAAAUAUAUCUUAAUCAUUUUGGGCUCUAAAGAUUGUAUUUAGGUUUAGCAGAUGUUUCUGAUAGAUUUAAUUGCACCAUUAACUUAUAAUUACCAACAAUUCAUGAAGAUAUUGUUGUAUUUGGUUAAAGCAGUAAAUAUGCCAAAUAAUCAUUUAGUAGUCAAGCUAUAACACAGCCUAAAUAUAUAGUCAAAUCAAUGACAGAUGAUACUUUCUAUGAAACAAUUAAAGAUACUGAAUUGGUAAUUAAUCCUGGAGAUAGUGGAUUUAUAUUUAAUAUUGCUUCAAAAUCAUUAAUUAAUAUUAAAAUUAGAGUGUAAAUAAAUUAUACUAUUUCAUUUCCUGGGCGUAAUUCAUGGAAUCCAAUUUAUUAUUAUAAUCCAUUUACUGAAAUUCCUGUAUUACAUUUAGAAAUUAUUAAUAAAGGCUGUGAACUAAUUCCACAAAAAUCUACAUAUGAUUUACCUGUAAAUGGUUAUACACAUCCCAUAAUAAUUGAUGCAUCUGAAUGUAUUCCUGUUGUUGAUACCAAACUCAAUGUUACAAUUUAAGACAACAAUAAAUUAUAAUUAGUUCCUAUUUAGAUGAGUAUUUCAAGAUAUAGAUUUGAACUAAUUACAAGAACAACUCGAAAAGCUCCUGAAUAUAGUUAUAUUUUUUAAAUCAAAGCUACUAAUGAAACUAUAUCAGGAAUAAUUACUUAAGUUUUAAUUAAUAAUAUUGCAAUCUCCAUUUCUGCAAUAUUAUAGUAUACAGAAUACCCAAAAGCAUCUCCCUUGAAGGGAUUAUACAGUUAAAGUUCAAACUCUAUUUCAUUAUCAAUGACAUGUUCUUAGCCUUCUGAAAUUUUACUUGUAAUCGGAAUCGAUGAAAUAACUGAUGAAUCAUUUGAAAAAUUAAGAUCUAAUUCCAUUUCUAAUGAACUUAUUGGAGAUUAUGAUUUAUUUAAAUUAUAACCUGAAAAUGCCACUUUGCAAUAGGAGAGCAGUUAUCUCUUUAAAUAUGAAAUAAUGCCUACAAAUUUGAUCAUGGAUAUCUAUAAUAACAGGAUAGGAAACUAAAUUACUUAUAAUGAUUAUGAUAUUGUAAGCUAAGUGAAUUAAUCUCAAAUCAAAGAUAAUUCUUAUAAAACAUUGAUGAAUUCUAUAAGGAGAAUGAUGAUUAAUAGGUUAAGUUUACUUGACAAAACAAGUCAACUUCAUUUAUAAAGGAUCUAAUCGAAAUUGAAUUAUUUUGAUACUACUGUAACUUUUGCUCUCUCCAAUUUGAAAUAAAAUACUAAAUAUUCUUUUGGAUAUUACUGUAAAAAUUUGAAUGGAAAUACAUCAGAAAUUUCAACCAAUUUUCAAUAUAUUGCUAAUGAAACCACUUUGAACAAUAAAACUGUAAGUAAAAUGUUAUAAUUGAAAUUUAAAUAAAAAAUUUCAUCUUAAUAGGAAAAUAACAUUCUCUGCGCUUUGGCAUAAUUUUUUUCAAUUAACUAUUAUUAAGUACUUUCUAGAGAAUGCAAAUAAUGUAGAUUUUAAAAUAUCCACUACGAUAAAAUAAAUUACACAUAAUAUUUACAAUUAGUAUAAGAUUUUGUUCCUUUUGAAAAUAGAUCUACAACAGAAAAAUAAAAAUAUCUAGAUAAUUUGUACACAAUGAAAAUUUAUUUUAAUAAUUAUCCUUCCUCCAAUGGUCAAAAUUUUGAUAUAACUUAAAAAAUUGAUAAAUCAAUUAACCUAACAAAUGAAACAAUUUUGAGUAUUAUUAAUGUCACAGAUGACUUUUCACUAACCUUCAAUUAUGAAACCUUUUCAUAUUAAGAAUUGAAGCCUGCUAAAAGAUCUAAUGUUGAAUUGGCAACAUAAUUAGUUCUACUAAAUUAUGAAUUUAAAACCAUUAGUUUGGAUAUUUCAAUUAAGGCCAAUCAAGAUGUACUUGGAAUUGUAGGAUUGCAUGUAAAAAUUACAAUUUAAACUUUAGAAAAUUGAACCAAUUUUUGAAAAUGUUAUUAAACAUCCUACUGGGAUCAUGCUUAGAAGAGGUAUAUUAAGUACUUUCAGUAAUAUAUCUGAAGGAGUCUAAUUUGCAGAAUUAAUAAAAAAUGAAAAUACAACUUUGACAUUUAAGGAUCUAAUAGAUGGUUAAAAGUAUGAUUUAAUAAUUAAUUAGGUAUUUAAUUUAUUACUCAUCUACUGACUUGUAAAAUGAUUGUUUAACAAAAUAAUAUUAAGAAACAGUUGUUUAAUAAAUAACUUUUGUUAGUUAGUAACAAAGUCGAGAAUCAAUUUUGCAUAUAAAUAUAGCUUUAAUACUACUUGUUAUUUUCUGCAUGAAAUGA